Molecule: messenger RNA, 276 nt
Organism: Opisthorchis viverrini
Lineage: Eukaryota; Metazoa; Platyhelminthes; Trematoda; Opisthorchiida; Opisthorchiidae
Exons: 3
Coding region: 1-276 (91 amino acids)
Biological process (GO): tubulin complex assembly; post-chaperonin tubulin folding pathway
Cellular component (GO): microtubule cytoskeleton; cytosol
Molecular function (GO): beta-tubulin binding
Source: RefSeq, a predicted model, not a curated record
AUGGCGGAUCCGAGAUUGCGCAAGCUUACAAUAUCGACAAACGUGGUGAAGCGAAUAGCUAAAGAAAAGGCCAGGUACGAGGAGGAGGUGGUUCAACAGACUAAUCUAUAUGAUGCCAAAGUAACGGAGGGUGCUGACGAGUACGAAAUUAAGAUGGCGAAAGCUAUUCUGGAUGAAUCUAAAAUGAUGUUACCGGACUGCCAAAUACGGCUGGACAAGGCACUUUUUGCACUCAAUGAGCUGUUGCAGGUAUUGUUUCCCGCCGCGUUUCCGUAA